AUGGGUGGUGCCAAGAAGGUUGUGAUCUCUACUCCUAGUAAGGACGCCCCCAUAUUUGUUGUGGAUGUUGUAAAGGAAUACAAGCCAGAAUUGGACAUUGUCUCCAAUGCUACUUGCACUACUAACUUCCUUGCACCUUUGGCCAAGGUUAUCAAUGAUAGGUUUGGCAUUGUGGAGGAUCUCAUGAGCACUGUCCACUCAAUGUCAACCUCCCUAAAUAUUGUUGAUGGUCCAUCCAUGGAGGACUGGAGAGGUGAAAGAGCUUCUUCAUUCAACAUCAUUCCUGGCAGCACUGGUGUAACCAAGUUUUUCAAGGCCUUCUCAAAGUUCUUGCUAGUGUAG
This is a messenger RNA of Lycium ferocissimum, 342 nucleotides long. Its product is annotated as glyceraldehyde-3-phosphate dehydrogenase, cytosolic-like. NCBI's taxonomy places the organism in Eukaryota, Viridiplantae, Streptophyta, Magnoliopsida, Solanales, Solanaceae. The record is from RefSeq and is a predicted model, not a curated record. The transcript has 5 exons. Gene Ontology annotation, molecular function: oxidoreductase activity, acting on the aldehyde or oxo group of donors, NAD or NADP as acceptor. Bases 1 to 342 code for a protein of 113 amino acids.